GGAAGACAGGUGCGCACCUACGGAAAUGUGUGGUCACACUCUGAAUUUGACGACGUAGGAUGACAUACGAGAUGACCAUGUUUAGACAUCUACUAUGACCAAAUGUUUCCUUAGGGCAUGGUCCCGAUGAGGUAUGCGUUUCAAUGAGGAACGCAGCUUACCGGUAACAUCUUCCGAUAGAAGAAUGUGUAGCAGGUGUCCAUAGAAUUGAGGUCGUGAGCAGGGGAAGGAGAUAUAACCUGCCAAAAGAGGUAGAGAAAGAAACUGAGCUUCCCUUAAUUGCUAGCUUCUCCAUGAAGCUCACACGCUAGAACCGAUCAGGUUUGACUCUCAACACCCUUUUCGAUUAUACUCGCAUAUCGUAUUACGCAAUACACAUGCUGAUGCACCUGGCGACGAAUACCCAGCGAACCAAAUUGCUUAGAUUUCAUGUCAUCGAAUACAAAGUCGGCUUGCUAAAGAUCAGCUAUCCCACCGGAUAAUCGUACCAACUGACAACGCAUGCAUCGUUGUAACCACACUGAAUAUAUCAAGCCCUUGGGAGCCACAUUCAAGAUGUUUUCAUAUUCACACUCAAUCUCUAAAUCAACUCUCAGUUUCAAGCAACUUCACGAUCAUGUCAGACUAUCAAACACUCAUAGCAGAGUACAAUGAUCAGGCACACGGCUAUGAUGACAUUGCUUUACUUCCAUCAGGCAUCUUAGAAACACAGCUUUUGGCGUUGGCACUCGGGGACUGUACCGGACUCAAGGUAUUGGAUCUAGGCGGUGGCUCUGGACUCAGAGCACGCCAAGUUCUUGAUGCCGGAGCAGAGUCUGUCGACCUCGUAGAUAUAACCCCCGGAAUGUUGCAAGCCGGAGAGGAGAUCGAAGCAUCCCUUGGUCGUGAUAAGAUCAAGUGGAUCGAAGCCGAUUUGACUCAACCACUUGGCAAUCUUAUCAAAGACCAAUAUGACCUUGUCAUGGCGAAUUGGGUCUUUGACCACGCACCCAGCGAGAAAGCUCUUGAGCAGAUGUGGGCCAAUGUUGUGGCGAACCUAAAGCCUGGUGGCCGGUUUGUGGGCGUUAGAAGUGGCGAUCCCAGGGGAAUUGUUCCCACCACCGGCAAAUAUGGCCUCAGAUAUAAAGAUAUAGAGAAUAUUCCUGGAGGAGUAAAGAUGCGAUACGUGCUUCAAUUGAAAACACCACUCGAAUUCGAGGCGACGUUAAUGGAAGUUAGUUAUUCAGGCUCCACAAAGAUGCACGAAGCCUUCGGGCUUGAAGAUAUUAAAACAGAACGCCCUGAGGAUACUGAGAUUGUUCAAAAGGAUCCCGAGUUUUGGAAGAUGUUCUUGGAAAAUCCUGGGUUUGCAGUUGUGAGCGCGAGAAAGCGCCGUGAUGGCUGAAGGAAGGAAAGAUCGAAGCGUUGAAAGGGCUAUUUGGCUUUUACUUUCACUUUUCUUUUCUUUUCUUAUGGCAUUGGACAUUACUACUUUCAUACAUUUAGUACUCAAAUGAAAUGCAAAGUUUGGUUCAUCUCAAAAGCUUUCGGUACCUCUAUUGUUAUUUCUCAGAAAUGUGUAAAAGUUUUUUUGGAUUUCCGAAUUUCGAUGCCAACUUGUUGAAAUGAACAAUGCGGCGUGAAGAUAUAUGGCGUGAUAGUUGGCAAAUGCCCAUAUACUCUCCGAAUGCACAAUAAAUCAGCAAAAAAUCAUCUCAUAUCCUAAUCCAUAAGCGAAAAUUGAGAGGAUCCAAAUUCUACAUUCCAAAUUUUCAUCUACGCGGCCUUUUCCUGGAAUCACAAAUGCAUCUCCGAUUUCUCUCUCUACUCCUACUCCAACAUACCGAAUUGAAAAUCGUUACUGUAAAUGUCUGCUAGCUAAAAUUGCUUCGCAAUACUACCUGUUCA
Botrytis cinerea B05.10 is the source of this 1887-nucleotide messenger RNA. RefSeq lists its product as hypothetical. Bases 617 to 1384 code for a protein of 255 amino acids. The record is from RefSeq and is a predicted model, not a curated record. The transcript has a single exon. Lineage: Eukaryota; Fungi; Ascomycota; Leotiomycetes; Helotiales; Sclerotiniaceae.